Messenger RNA from Aptenodytes forsteri (emperor penguin), 2966 nucleotides. RefSeq names its product E2F transcription factor 8 (gene E2F8). Bases 1 to 2781 code for a protein of 926 amino acids. Gene Ontology annotation, biological process: regulation of transcription by RNA polymerase II. Gene Ontology annotation, molecular function: DNA-binding transcription factor activity, RNA polymerase II-specific; RNA polymerase II cis-regulatory region sequence-specific DNA binding. The record is from RefSeq and is a predicted model, not a curated record. The transcript has 13 exons. NCBI's taxonomy places the organism in Eukaryota, Metazoa, Chordata, Aves, Sphenisciformes, Spheniscidae. Gene Ontology annotation, cellular component: RNA polymerase II transcription regulator complex.
AUGCCCAGCUUGAGGCUGUUUCCUGCAAAGCUCCCGCAGGCGACUAUUGCUAACAAAUUCACAAUUCCAGUCCUAGAAAGAGAAAACCAUUCUUCUGAGCCACACGGAAGCGUAUUGAAAACUCCUUUGAAACAAGCUGCUACCUCACAUUUGGUAUUGACAGAGAUACAGCCUGACUGUCAGCCUCUAACCACACCCCCAAAACCUAAAGAAAUCCUUCCAGCAGAUCCAUGGACGCCUACUUCGAACCUUAAAAUGCUGAUUAGCGCAGCUAGUCCUGAGAUUAGGAGCAGAGAACAGAGAAGGGAACUGUCAAACAACACAAGUGAGGUCCUACAGGCGAAACACUGUUUGCAGGAGCACUUAUCAGGAGAUGAGUAUGAAAAAUCUCAACCAAGUCGCAAAGAGAAAAGUCUAGGAUUACUGUGUCAUAAAUUCUUAGCUCGAUACCCUGAUUACCCCAGCACUGCAGAGAAUAAUUACAUUUGCCUUGAUGAAGUAGCUGAAGAGCUCAAUGUUGAACGUAGACGCAUAUACGAUAUUGUGAACGUGCUAGAGAGCCUACACAUGGUGAGCCGCCUUGCCAAAAACAGAUAUGCUUGGCACGGGCGACAUAAUCUCUCCAAAACCCUGCAGGCUUUGAAAAAAGUUGGAGAAGAGAACAAAUACACACAACAAAUUCAGAUGAUCAAGAAAAGAGAGUAUGAGCAUGAAUUUGAUUUCGAUGGUGAAAGAAAUGAAGAAAUGGCAAGAUCUUAUGGCUCAAAUGAGCAUUCAGAAAUGUCUUUUGUCGAGCUCCCAGGAAUGGAAUUUCGUGCUGCAUCAGUAAAUAGCAGGAAAGACAAGUCUUUACGAGUGAUGAGUCAGAAAUUUGUGAUGCUGUUUCUUGUAUCGACUCCACAAAUAGUAAGCCUUGAAGUUGCUGCUAAAAUCUUGAUUGGAGAAGACCAGUUAGAAGACUUAGAUAAAAGCAAGUUUAAAACCAAAAUUAGGAGACUUUAUGACAUAGCAAACGUCCUCAGUAGCCUUGAGCUUAUCAAGAAAGUUCAUGUUACAGAGGAGAGAGGUAGAAAACCAGCGUUCAAAUGGACAGGACCUGAGGUCUUGCCAAAUAUUCAGGAUACAAAACUUGAAACAACUUCUACGACCUGUCCCCCACCUAUUUCAGAAUCCAUCACUUCCAAAGAUCAGUGUUCAAAAAACCUUUUUCCUUCAAGAGGAAAGCAAAACUUCACUCGGCAUCCUUCUCUAAUAAAGUUAGUUAAAAGUAUAGAAAACGACAGAAGAAAGAUCCAAUCUGCUCCGACCAGUCCAGUUAAAAUAAGUGCAAGUACUGAUCAAAACUUAUCAGCUUUCCCAAGUAAAAUGGCUCAGGUUCCAGCAAUCGCUAAACAUCAGCUGGAAGGACAAUCAAAGAAAGCAAAAGAGGAGAUGAAAAUGAAAUUGUCAAGAUCUGCUUUGGAAUGUAAUCUGUCCUCACCUGAGGUAGUCCCCAAGCCCGAACCUCCUCGCACCGCAGCACCCUCUCAGCAGUCAGCUCUCACACAGCCACUCGGUGUCUGUCCUCCAAGCCACAGUUCAGUCCCACCAGUAAUACUACCUCAUACUCAUUCUGGUGUUUCAUAUGCGAUAUAUCUGCAUCCUUCUCAAGCCCACACUGUGACAACAUACAGCCCAAGUUUCAUGUUGCAGACUCUGCCGUGUGCUAAUGUAACUGGAAUUAAGAGUAUUAAUUCAAAAGUAUUAAAUAAAAUAACCACUGAGGAAGGGGACAAUCAGAUAGCUACAGAUGAUCCAACAAAGUCCUUGACAGCUAAGGACAGACCGACUAGAAAAUCAGAAACUUCAUCACAGCGGUGCCUUAAAAGAUCACAAGCAUUACAAGAGAAUAAUUUAAUUAAAAGGUAUAGAAGUGAUGAGGAAAGCCUUGAUACUUCUCUGGGAGAAUCCAUUAAAAAUGAAAGACCACCUCCCAAUAGCUCACAAAUGAAUCACAAAAUGGACAAUUUCCAGGAAGAGGGACAGAACAAAACCAAAACGUUAGAUCAGAACAUGGCAAGUUGCUAUGACCAAUGUAAAAGAGAAGAUAUUGCAGAAGAUGAGGACAAAAUCAAAACUAAACAAGACAUACCUGUAGCAUUUGCCAUUCCUGCUCAUGAGACUUUUUUUCCAUCUGGCUAUCUUAUUCCUCUUACUCAGUGCACCCAUGGCAACAAGGCGGGCUUUUCUGAUAAAGAGAAAGCCGGGAUAUGUUCAUUACAGCACACGACCUACAGCUCACCCAUUGCUAGUGUCAUUCCAGUGACAGCAUCUGAACUGAAAGCAGUUAACAUUCCUGCUUUUCACAUAACACCCUUGAAUAUAAUGCUGUCACCAACUUCUAUAGCUGCUGCACCUGUACUGAGCAACUCCUGUCUCAAUUCAAGCAGUACCAGUUCUGCCCCAAAUUCAAAUUCUUCAGUUCUGAACUUUACACUGCAACACGUAGGACUAAUACCUGCUGGCGUGCAAGUUCCUGCAAAUCCUGUUCUUCAGCACAUGCCAGUCUCUUCACAAUCAGAAAAUGUUAGCCAUAGCUCAGAAAACAUGAACUUGCAAGAAGAGAAGCCUUGUGUUCCAAAGGAACCCCAAGAGCCCCCGACAGUUACAGAAAAUUUUUUCCGCACACCAGGAGGGCCGAACACAGUCUCUUCACUAUCUGCAAUUUCAGAUGCUACCGACAGAAUCUCUCAAGGAACUCUGUAUAUUCCUCAACGAAAACUUGAAGUGUCAGAAGACUAAUUUUGGGAUAUCGAAUUGCUGAAUGUGUUAGCAGGCAUAAUUACUGGUAACACGCUGCACACGUCUUGGAUUGUAUGAUGGACAAUGUGUGUUUUGGACGUGUAUUGGCAAGACCUCAGUACUGGAAUAGCCUUAAUUAAUGCUUUAGAAUUAAAACUGGCUCUUAAUGAGAAAGUUAACGUCUA